CUAAGUGGUUUCCAGGAAGUGAACGCCACCGAUCUAACCACCUCCCACAUGUGAGCCCCCGUCGUUAGCACCACGCGCAGCGUGUAGAGGAGAGAGAAACCGGUCGGAAAGCAACGUCAUUCCUCGGACCACCGACUUGACGUAGCGCAGCAGACAGAGAGCGGAGCGGAGCCGCGUUGUCCGAGGCAGGGGAACACGAGGAAAGUAGGUCGUAUUAGAUAAGAACAGGGUGGACACUAGGGCCUGGUAGACUGUAGGCCUGUUUCCCCCGCGCUCUGCAUUGAGCAACACAUCCCGGUUUGAGUCUUUCCUUUACGGUCAGUCCAGCUGCCAGCACUGGCAAGGUGCCUUAACGGACACCGCGCCACUAGUUUGGAGAGGUGCUGAAGCGAUCACAGCAGAAAGAUGGCGGACGACCCCAGCGCGGCGGAUAGGAACGUGGAGAUAUGGAAAAUCAAGAAGCUGAUCAAAAGUUUAGAAGCUGCCCGUGGUAAUGGCACCAGCAUGAUCUCUCUGAUCAUCCCUCCAAAGGACCAGAUAUCAAGAGUGGCCAAGAUGUUGGCUGAUGAGUUUGGCACUGCUUCCAACAUUAAGAGUCGCGUCAACAGGCUCUCUGUUCUCGGGGCCAUCACCUCUGUACAGCAAAGACUAAAACUCUACAACAAGGUGCCACCCAAUGGCUUGGUUGUGUAUUGUGGCACAAUUGUGACAGAGGAAGGCAAGGAGAAGAAAGUCAAUAUUGACUUUGAGCCUUUUAAACCAAUCAACACCUCCCUGUACCUCUGUGACAACAAGUUCCACACCGAGGCAUUGACAGCCCUGCUGUCUGAUGACAGUAAGUUUGGCUUUAUUGUGAUCGACGGUAGUGGGGCACUCUUUGGCACACUGCAGGGCAACACCAGGGAGGUGCUGCACAAGUUCACUGUGGACCUACCCAAGAAGCACGGCAGAGGAGGACAGUCUGCUCUGCGUUUUGCUCGACUGAGAAUGGAGAAGAGACACAACUAUGUGAGAAAAGUAGCUGAGACAGCUGUCCAGCUCUUUGUGUCCAAUGACAAAGUUAAUGUGGCAGGAAUGGUCUUGGCUGGCUCUGCUGAUUUCAAGACUGAACUCAGCCAGUCUGACAUGUUUGAUCCAAGGUUACAGGCAAAGGUUCUGAAGCUAGUGGACAUCUCCUAUGGAGGAGAGAAUGGUUUCAACCAGGCUAUUGAGCUUUCAGCAGAGGUCCUGUCGAAUGUGAAGUUCAUCCAAGAAAAGAAGCUCAUAGGGCGGUACUUUGAUGAGAUCAGUCAGGAUACAGGGAAAUACUGCUUUGGUGUAGAGGAUACACUGAAAGCCCUUGAAAUGGGAGCUGUGGAGAUUCUCAUAGUCUAUGAGAACUUAGACACCAUGCGUUAUGUUCUUCGUGUGCAUGGGGCAGAGAGCAAUGGAGCAGAGAAUGAUGAGAAGACUUUGUACCUAACGCCAGAGCAGGAGAAAGACAAGUCUCACUUCACGGACAAGGAGACGGGGCAGGAACAUGAGCUGAUCGAGAGCAUGCCACUACUGGAGUGGUUUGCGAACAACUACAAGAAAUUUGGAGCCACGUUGGAGAUAGUAACAGACAAGAGUCAGGAGGGGUCCCAGUUUGUCAAGGGCUUUGGAGGCAUUGGGGGUAUCUUGCGGUACAGGGUGGAUUUCCAGGGCAUGGAGUACCAAGGAGAGGACGAUGAGUUCUUUGAUUUGGAUGACUACUAGGUAGUCUUGGACUGAUAUUGGG
Pundamilia nyererei is the source of this 1759-nucleotide messenger RNA. RefSeq names its product eukaryotic translation termination factor 1a (gene etf1a). Bases 406 to 1737 code for a protein of 443 amino acids. Gene Ontology annotation, molecular function: translation release factor activity. The record is from RefSeq and is a predicted model, not a curated record. Gene Ontology annotation, biological process: translational termination. NCBI's taxonomy places the organism in Eukaryota, Metazoa, Chordata, Actinopteri, Cichliformes, Cichlidae. The transcript is spliced from 12 exons.